This is a messenger RNA of Euleptes europaea (tarantolino), 926 nucleotides long. RefSeq names its product JunD proto-oncogene, AP-1 transcription factor subunit (gene JUND). Gene Ontology annotation, cellular component: transcription regulator complex. NCBI's taxonomy places the organism in Eukaryota, Metazoa, Chordata, Lepidosauria, Squamata, Sphaerodactylidae. The record is from RefSeq and is a predicted model, not a curated record. Gene Ontology annotation, biological process: regulation of transcription by RNA polymerase II; regulation of cell population proliferation; regulation of cell cycle. Gene Ontology annotation, molecular function: DNA-binding transcription factor activity, RNA polymerase II-specific; RNA polymerase II cis-regulatory region sequence-specific DNA binding; transcription factor binding.
CCCCCCGCCGCGUCCGGCGGGGGCGAGGAUGGACAUUCCCUUCUACCAUGACGAGGUGCUGACGGCCCUGGCGCCCCCCAGCCCCGGCCGGCUGCGGCCCUUCCCCGACGGCGGGGGCAUGCUGAAGAAGGACGUGGCGCUGGGGCUGGCGCUGGGCGAGCAGGUGGCGGCCGGCCUGAAGGCGCCCGGCGUUGGCGGCGUUGGCGCGGCGCUGCUGGCCUCCUCCUCCUCGCCGUCCGCGCCGUCGGAGCUGGGGCUGCUGAAGCUGGCCUCGCCCGAGCUGGAGCGCCUGAUCAUCCAGUCCAACGGGCUGGUGACCACCACGCCGACCAGCGGCGGCGGCGGCGGCGGCGCCUUCCCCUUCGCCAAGGGCCCCGACGAGCAGGAGUUCGCCGCCGGCUUCGUCAAGGCGCUGGAGGACCUGCACCAGCAGGGCCAGCUGGGCGGCGGCGGCGUGGGGCCGGCCGAGCUGCCCUCGCCCGCCGGCCCGGGCCCCGAGCCGCCCGUCUACGCCAACCUGAGCAGCUUCGGCUACGCGCCCGAGGGGGGCCCCUGCGCGGGCCUGCCCCCCCCGCCGCCCCCGCCGGCCAAGGACGAGCCGCAGACGGUGCCGGAGGUGGGCAGCUUCGGCGAGAGCCCGCCGCUGUCGCCCAUCGACAUGGACACGCAGGAGCGCAUCAAGGCGGAGCGCAAGCGGCUGCGCAACCGCAUCGCCGCCUCCAAGUGCCGGCGGCGCAAGCUGGAGCGCAUCUCGCGCCUCGAGGAGAAGGUCAAGAGCCUCAAGAGCCAGAACACCGAGCUCGCCUCCACCGCCUCGCUGCUGCGCGAGCAGGUCGCCCAGCUCAAGCAGAAGGUGCUCAGCCACGUCAACAGCGGCUGCCAGCUCCUGCCCCAGCCGCGCCCCGUGCCCGCCUACUGAGCCCCGA